Messenger RNA from Beta vulgaris subsp. vulgaris (sugar beet), 1773 nucleotides. RefSeq lists its product as uncharacterized. The record is from RefSeq and is a predicted model, not a curated record. NCBI's taxonomy places the organism in Eukaryota, Viridiplantae, Streptophyta, Magnoliopsida, Caryophyllales, Amaranthaceae. The transcript has a single exon. The coding region runs from base 1 to 1773 and encodes 590 amino acids.
AUGGAGGAGCAAGUUAGAAUGUUAGAAAGAAGAUUAGAAGAACAAUCUAACAGUAUGCAAGCUAUGAUGCAAAUGCUAAAGGAGAUGAAAGAUAAUCAGGAGGGGAGUCAAGGAGGAAGAGGUCAACGAGGUAAUCAUGAGGGAAGACUUCAAGGUAUGACUCCUAAAUUACAGAUUCCUUCCUUUGAUGGUACGAAUCCUAGAAUAUGGAUCAAGAAGUGCAGUAGGUAUUUUUCUUUGUGCAAUAUUGCUGAUGAUUGUAGGGUUGAUUUAGCUAGCUUGUACAUGACUGAUAAAGCUGAAACAUGGGUGUCUAGUUAUUUGGCUGUUAGAAAACAUGUUGAUUGGGAUGAUUUUAUAUUGGAUUUGACAGCAAGAUUUAAGGAUGGGAAGGGAAUGAAUGUAGUAGAGCAUUUUAAUAAACUGUCUCAGGUAGAUUCUUUGGAGACUUACAUUGAUGAGUUUGAAGAACUUAGGGCUAUAUUGAUUCAGAAUGGUCAUACUUUGUCUGAAGAAUAUGUUUUACAUAGUUUUAUUGGAGGCCUAAAACCCACUAUUAAACCUUUUGUAAGAGCAUUUGAUCCUGCUUCCAUUAGUCAAGCAGUCAAGUAUGCAAGAUUACAAGAAGAACAACAGCAAGCUAGUUCUUAUAAACCUUACCACAAAACCACCACUCAAAUACAAACACCACAAACACAAACCUUUAACUCCAAUGCAAAUAAACCACCCUUACUUCCCACACCUAUAACCAAAUCCAUUCAACCUUACCAAGCCCUUCCAAGAACCAAUUCCAAAUCCAAUCCAUACAUACCUGCUGAUGUUAGAGCUGAAAAAAUAGCAAAGGGUCUUUGCUAUUAUUGUGAUGAGAAAUAUACAAGGAAUCAUAAAUGUAAAUUCAAAGAAACUCAAUUGUUUACUGUAGAAAUUGAGGGUUGUACUGAUUCAGAUAAUGAAGAUUCAGCAGAAGACAAAUUUAAUGAGGAACCUUGUAUAUCUGUACAUGCCUUAACUGGAAAUCAAAGUUUUCAUACUAUGAGACUGAUUGGGGUGGUCAAUAGAGACCAACCAUUACAUAUAUUAGUGGACUCUGGAAGUACCCACAAUUUUUUAGACCUAGACUUGGCCAAAAAGCUAGGUUGCUGUAUUGAGACAAUGGAAGCUCAGGCUGUGGCAGUAGCUGAUGGUAAUCACUUGGCUUGUAAUCAUAAAUGCAAGUAUUUCACUUGGGAAAUGAAUAAACAUACCUUCUCUACAGAGGUGAUGCUUAUACCUCUGGGAAGUUGUGAUAUGGUGUUAGGAGUUCAGUGGUUGUGCACCUUGGGACAAAUUGUUUGGGAUUUCAAACAAUUAUUGAUGCAGUUCAGUUUAGAUGGUAUGAACUUUACUUUGAAGGGUAUUCCUCCAAAGAAGUUGAGAGUGUUGGAAGGAGACAUCUCUGCCAAAAUGAUUGAUAAUGCAGCUCAAUUGUGUUUAAUGCAGUUGAUGGGUGUGACUGUCACAGAACAAAGGACUGCAGAAGUUCUGGAAAAUACUCUUAGUAUUGACAGUAAUUUUCAAGUUUUAAAACAUAAAUUCAGUAAGAUUUUUGAAGAUCCUACUGAAUUACCUCCUCAUAGAGGGCCAUUUGAUCAUAGAAUACCCUUAAAACAUGGUGCUGAGCCUGUUAAUAUCAGACCUUACAGAUAUCCUUUGAAACAAAGGGAUGUUAUAGAGCAACUUGUGCAAGAGAUAUCAUACUCUCUUACAUUUACAGCUCUUCUAUUUAUAGAUUGA